Corylus avellana is the source of this 984-nucleotide messenger RNA. Its product is annotated as transcription factor MYB80-like. Lineage: Eukaryota; Viridiplantae; Streptophyta; Magnoliopsida; Fagales; Betulaceae. The record is from RefSeq and is a predicted model, not a curated record.
AUGGGUAGGAUUCCAUGCUGUGAGAAGGACAACGUGAAAAGGGGACAGUGGACACCCGAAGAAGACAACAAGCUCUCUUCCUACAUUGCCCAACACGGCACCCGCAACUGGCGCCUCAUCCCCAAGAAUGCUGGUCUUCAAAGGUGCGGGAAGAGCUGUCGGCUAAGGUGGACUAAUUACCUUCGUCCUGAUCUAAAGCAUGGCCAAUUCUCGGAUGCAGAAGAGCAAACCAUAGUGAAGCUGCAUUCCGUUGUUGGCAACCGAUGGUCACUAAUUGCAGCUCAGCUGCCUGGGCGCACAGACAAUGAUGUUAAAAAUCACUGGAACACUAAGCUGAAAAAGAAGCUUUCGGGCAUGGGUAUUGACCCUGUGACCCACAAGCCUUUCUCUCACCUCAUGGCUGAAAUUGCAACAACACUGGCCCCUCCACAGGUGGCUCAUCUUGCAGAAGCAGCCCUAGGCUGCUUUAAAGAUGAAAUGCUCCAUCUCCUUACCAAGAAGCGCAAUAUUGACGACUUCCAGAACCAAGAACCUAAUGCAGCACCACCAUAUAUUAACAGUAACAGUAAGCAAGAUGAAAAAGAUUAUACUAUCGAGAAGAUCAAGCUUGGCCUAUCAAGGGCUAUACAGGAACCUGACAAUAUGCUACAAUCAACCAAGCCAUGGGACUCUACUGCCGCAAAUUUUGCAGGGGCCUGCAGUGCUUUCCCAGCAUCUAUGUCUGGAUAUCAUCAGUAUGGCCCAUCAUCUUUUGCAAAUGAAGGGGACAGAUCACCAUGGAGCCAGAGUAUGUGUACGGGAAGCACAUGCACAGCUGGAGACCAGCAAGUCCGGUUACAUGAAAAACUACUUGAGGGAGAAAAUGGAGAGGAUUCUGAUGAGGGUGGGAAAGAAAUCAGAAAUGGAUCCAGCAUGUUCAGUACUUCAGACUGUGUCUUAUGGGAUUUACCAUCUGAUGAUCAUCUAAUCAACCCAAUCGUUUAA